Molecule: messenger RNA, 1175 nt
Organism: Rattus rattus (black rat)
Lineage: Eukaryota; Metazoa; Chordata; Mammalia; Rodentia; Muridae
Gene: Iqcf3
Product: IQ motif containing F3
Exons: 9
Coding region: 44-727 (227 amino acids)
Molecular function (GO): calmodulin binding
Source: RefSeq, a predicted model, not a curated record
CACCAAGAGAGGAAUGAACAUCUAAAGCUGGGGCCCUCUCGCCAUGGAACUUGAUCAAGAUCAGAAAGUGGAAACACCAGAAGAAGCAGAAAAUGGAAACGAUGAAGCGCAACUGGAGGAACAAACCCAAGAUGAAGAAACUGAAACUGAAACUGAAACUGAAACUGAAUCUGAAACUGAAACUGAAGCCGAAGCUGAAGCUGAAGGGGCAGAUAGAGCCAUACUUGAGAGGAGUGAGUCGGUCAAAGCGAAACUCGUCCCCCAGGCAGAGAAGCAAAUCCAAGAUGAGAAAACUGGAAUUAAAGAGGCAGAUAGAGCCCUACAGGAGCAAACCCAAGAUGAAGAAACUGAAGCUGAAGGGGCAGGUGGAGCUGAAGGGGCAGAUGAGAGGAGUGAGUCGGUAAAAGCGAAACUCGUCCCCCAGGCAGAGAAGCAAAUCCAAGAUGAGAAAACUGGAAUUAAAGAGGCAGAUAGAGCCAUACAGGAGCUGCCUGCUAACGCCGAGUUGGCCGGCGUGAAGAUCCAGGCCUGGUGGCGAGGUACGCUGGUACGCCGAACCCUGCUGCUUGCAAUCCUCAGCGCUUGGACCAUUCAGUCCUGGUGGAAGGAGUCAAAGAGCAGGUUGCAGGGGAGGAAGUUGCAUGACGUGAUGCGCUGCAGACUGAGAAACCUAAACCUAAAGUCCAUCAGCAGAAGAAAACGACUCAACCAAAGCUCCUUCCUUUAAAACAACCCAAGGACUCAAAGAUAAAAAGGACCCGAGCAGCCAAGAAGAUCCAGGCCUUGUGGCGUGGAUUCCUGGUAAGGCAAACUCUGCUGGCUGCAGCCCUCCGCGUCUGGGUGAUCCAGUGUUGGUGGAGGAGCGUCCUCCACAGGCAGGUACUUAAACGACGGCUGUCCCUGCUGAGGGUGUACGUCAUCGAGGAAGAGGCAGCCGUCAGGCUCCAGGCCUGGGUUCGAAUGUGGAAUUGCCGUCGAUACUUCAAUCAAGUAUGCAAAACACUUUGUGUCAUCCCAUCUGUCGAAAACAGCCUUACCUUCAAGAACGAUGACAUUUUACAGGGUCAAUAUGAAGUUGUUUCCAAGCAACCAGAGUUCCACAUUGAAAUCUUAUCCAUCUAAAGGCCCACAGCACAAAGAGUUGGCUCCAAUGCCUAAAUAAACACCUGAACUAA